Drosophila willistoni is the source of this 2010-nucleotide messenger RNA. RefSeq names its product uridine 5'-monophosphate synthase (gene r-l). Gene Ontology annotation, molecular function: orotate phosphoribosyltransferase activity; orotidine-5'-phosphate decarboxylase activity. The transcript is spliced from 3 exons. Lineage: Eukaryota; Metazoa; Arthropoda; Insecta; Diptera; Drosophilidae. The record is from RefSeq and is a predicted model, not a curated record. Bases 103 to 1587 code for a protein of 494 amino acids. Gene Ontology annotation, biological process: 'de novo' UMP biosynthetic process; 'de novo' pyrimidine nucleobase biosynthetic process.
GCCGAUGAACCCGCGUGUGCUGUUUUUAUUUAUAUUGAGCGGCAAGUCGCACCUAGCACGUGUACAUUCCCUACCUUAACGCGCAACAACUUCUCCGGUAUCAUGGUCGCCCAAAAUUCCGACAAAAUGAAAGCCCUGGCCAUAAAACUCUUUGAGAUAAAUGCCUUCAAGUUCGGUGAUUUCAAGAUGAAGGUGGGCAUCAAUUCGCCCGUUUACUUUGAUUUGCGGGUUAUAGUCAGCUAUCCGGAUGUGAUGCAAAUCGUCUCCGAUUUGCUAGUUGCCCACAUUACGGAUCAACAACUGAGUGCCAAGCAUGUCUGUGGUGUUCCCUAUACGGCCCUGCCUUUGGCCACUCUUGUCUCGGUGAACCAGAAUACGCCCAUGUUGGUGCGACGCAAGGAGGCCAAAGCCUAUGGCACCAAGAAGCUCAUCGAGGGCAUCUACAAUGCCGGUGAUACUUGCCUUAUAGUCGAAGAUGUGGUCACCUCGGGCUCUAGUAUAUUGGACACAGUGAAGGAUCUGCAAAGCGAGGGUAUUGUGGUCACCGAUGCCGUUGUGGUUGUGGAUCGAGAGCAGGGCGGAGCCGCCAAUAUAGCCAAGCAUGGCGUUAAAAUGCAUUCCCUAUUCACACUAUCAUUCCUAUUGAACACAUUGCAUGCGGCUGGAAAGAUUGAGAAGGCCACUGUGGAUGCGGUUGCCAAGUACAUUUCGGCUGUCCAAAUAAACAGCGACGGCUCAUUCGUGGGGGGAGGAGAUAAAAGUGAUGCCGUAAAAGCUAAUGACUUGCAGCGCACUCGAUUGACCUAUGAGAAUCGUUCUAAUUUGGCUAAGAGUGCAGUGGCCAAGCGACUAUUCCAACUGAUGGCCAGCAAACAAACGAAUCUUUGUCUAUCUGCUGAUGUAACCAAGGCAGAUGACAUUCUCGACAUUGCUGACAAAUGCGGUCCAUACAUUUGUCUUUUGAAAACUCACAUUGACAUUGUGGAGGACUUUAGCGAAGGUUUUAUUACCAAUCUUCAGGCUCUGGCCAAGCGUCACAACUUUUUGCUAUUGGAAGAUCGUAAAUUUGCCGAUAUUGGCAAUACGGUUUCCUUGCAAUACGGCAAGGGACUGUACAAGAUUUCCAAUUGGGCAGAUUUGGUGACAGCUCACACUUUGCCGGGUCGCAGUAUAUUGCAGGGACUAAAGGCUGCUCUCGGUAAUGUGGAAGCAGGUCAGGAACGUGGCGUAUUUCUUUUAUCCGAAAUGUCGGCCAGUGGCAAUCUAAUCGAUGAUAAAUAUAAGGAGAAUAGCAAUAAGAUUGCCACCGAAGGUGGUGACAUCGAUUUCGUAGCUGGCAUUGUAUGUCAAUCCUCAAAUGCCUUUGCCUUCCCGGGCCUAAUUCAAUUGACACCGGGUGUAAAGAUCGACGAAAGUGUCGAUAAAUUGGGACAACAGUAUCAGACACCAGAGCUUGUGGUUAAGGAGCGUGGAGCCGAUAUUGGUGUAGUCGGUCGUGGCAUUAUCCAAGCGAACGAUGUGCAAAAGGCAGCCAUCACCUAUCGCGAUCGCCUUUGGACAGCCUACAAAGAGCGUGUGGCCAAGUAGUUCAAACAUUUCCAAAACUAGGAAAAAUCCUUUAAACUUACUUCAAUUUCGUUUAUGUAUUCCUCUAAACUUAUAUUUUUCACAUUCUAUCUAGAUUUUAUAUGGUAUCUCUAUUCCAAACUUGCACAUAUAACUUUGAAAUCCCUUGACAAUUUCGGUUUUUGGUUUCCACUAUCUUAUUAAUUUUAUAAUUAAGCACAAAAAGACAAUCGAUUUUUAUGAAAAUGCAUUUAUGAGAAGAAAAAAAAAACAAUAAUCUUGUGUAUUAUUUUUUUUUUUUGAAAAUGUUUAACAAUUGAUGAUAAAAUUUGAUAAGAUUUUUAAAAAUAGAUGCUGUUUAAUAAGAAGCCAAACAUUGCAAUACAUAGCUAUAAUCUCCAGAUAAAUCAUCCUGUAAAUGAAAUAAUAAACAAAUAUAUAAGA